GAUCAAGGACAUGUUGGAUGGGUUCUCAGCGACCAGCCUUACCACUACAACCCCGCUGAUUUGUUGGGUACCAGUCUUGGAAAGUCUCCUGCCUUGAACGAGAGUAUGCUUUCGUCUUCGAUGGACAUGGCUCAUUCAUUUGGUAACUUCCAGCAUCCCAGUCAUGAAUUGUUGCGUGAGAAUGGGUUUAUGCAACACAAAUACCACAAGUACCACGCAAAGGCAUUAAGAGAACGCAAGCAAUCUGGUGUUGGUCAGUCUCAGGAAAUGAACACCCUCUUCCGUUUCUGGUCUCACUUCUUGCGCGAUCACUAUAACAAGCGUAUGUACAAUGAAUUCAAGAAGCUUGCUGUCGAGGAUGCCAACCAGAAUUACAGAUAUGGUCUUGAAUGUCUUUUCCGAUUCUACUCCUAUGGUCUUGAAAAGCGUUUCCGCAGAGAAAUCUUUGAAGAUUUCCAGCAAUUAACUUUGUCCGAUUACGACAAUGGUCACCUAUAUGGUCUCGAGAAGUUCUGGGCCUACCUAUUUUACCGCAAAGACAAAAACAAGCGUGAAUUGAAGCCUUCCGAACGCCUUGAAGCCCUUCUCAGCAAGUUCAAGUCUGCCAAGGACUUUAAG
Molecule: messenger RNA, 618 nt
Organism: Phycomyces blakesleeanus NRRL 1555(-)
Lineage: Eukaryota; Fungi; Mucoromycota; Mucoromycetes; Mucorales; Phycomycetaceae
Exons: 2
Biological process (GO): mRNA stabilization
Molecular function (GO): RNA cap binding
Source: RefSeq, a predicted model, not a curated record